Molecule: messenger RNA, 1360 nt
Organism: Moneuplotes crassus
Lineage: Eukaryota; Ciliophora; Spirotrichea; Euplotida; Euplotidae
Source: the annotation of a GenBank genome assembly
GAAACUAGUAUGGAUUAUUUCCAUGAUCGUUUCCUUCUGAACUGCAAUGUAUCGAGAAGGAUGUCCAAAUGGAUAUUAUGAAGCUGGUGGAUGCAAGCCCUGACCUGAAUCCUGAAAAACAUGAAAUGAUGGAAACAACUGAGACCAAUGUAUUGACUCAAUGAUGCUAAAAAUUAGCGCAAAUUUUGCUAAAAAUAACACCGAGGAUGUUCAAAUCUGAGAUAAUUGACCGGAAGGCGAAUAUUACGAUAAGACUUCACAAAUCUGUAGGUCUUGUGAGAGUAGGUGUAAUGAUCAAUGUGGAUACCAGAAAUCAUGAUUUCAAUGAGCCCAAGGCCAGGUGUAUGAUUUAGAAGAAGGAAUUUGUAUAAAUGAAAGCUCUUGCAUAGGUGAAAAGCAUUUUUUGAAAAAUGAUUUAUACACUACUGGGAAUGUUUGAAGGAUGCUAGAGUAUUAUAUUGAUCCGCUUAGUGAAGCUAAUAUGGAGCUAGGAACUCAAAAGUACCCUUACAGAUCAUUUAAAACACUCUCUUCAGAGAUUCUUAAUGUCCAUUCUCAUACCAAUGUUAGUAUUGUGAUUUAUAUAGUUGAUGCCUAUGUUCUAGAUGGAGAAUUAAUGUUUAUAAAUAUGACUAGUGUAGAGUUAAAGUCUCAUCCAGAAUACUCAGCCACCGUUAUAAAAAAUGGUCUACAAGAAUCAAGAGAUAGGGCUCUCAUAAUCCCAACAUAUCAUAGCCAGCAUGGUAUAACUAGCAAAGCAAGAUUUCAUAUCCUGAAACACUCAGAUUGGGACAUCAAUGAAAUCAUCGAGCGAGGAGAUCUGACUGAUUACGAAUUAAAUGUAUUUCCAUCUUCAUCUGCCACAUUCCAAUUUCUACGUACUUCCUUCCAUCUGGAAGGAGUCGACUUUUAUAGAGAAGCUAUAGAUGAGGAUCUAAAAUAUACACUAUUUUCUCCCAUAUUUCUUCAAGACAAAUGGAUCACUAUCAGAAACUCAGAUUUCAACAUAAGUGGAUUUAUAACUGCAGUAAUGUAUUCAAUGAACUUUCAUGCAGAGAAUUUAAGGAUAGAAGGAUAUAGACUCAGAGGUUUAAUUGUUUACCAAACAUGCAUCUGAAAUUAUCCUGGAGCCUUUGUAAAUCCAACAGUAUCUGUGAAGAAUGUUACAUAUAUGAGAACUUCUGAGAAAAUAGGUCAAAUAGGAAUGCCUUUUAUAGUCCCAUGAGCAUCUUUUAAUUUAACCAUAGAGCAAAUCGAUCUGGCUAAUUAUUUGAUAAAAAUUACAUCAUUAUUAUUCAACUCCUCAAGUCUUUUCCCCAAGCAUAACUCUUCUUCUGUAUCCUACUUGACUUCCAGAUAA